This is a messenger RNA of Aplysia californica (California sea hare), 1341 nucleotides long. Its product is annotated as chymotrypsinogen A. NCBI's taxonomy places the organism in Eukaryota, Metazoa, Mollusca, Gastropoda, Aplysiida, Aplysiidae. Gene Ontology annotation, biological process: proteolysis. The record is from RefSeq and is a predicted model, not a curated record. Gene Ontology annotation, molecular function: serine-type endopeptidase activity.
UUGUAAAACGUCUCCGCUUGCUCAUAAGGAGCUGCCUUUUUCGAUGUCACCUCAGCCGUUUUGAAUUUCGUUGACUUUUGGGGGUUGUACUGUACGUCUGCACAUCGGUUGUCGAGCUGACAAUUAAAUAGGGCACGAUUGCCGCAAGAAGUGAGGGGGGGUUAUAUCCUAAAGACGCACGGUUAUUUCAGGCAGGUCCAGCAGAGGGGCAUACAGAGCUGGGUCCUCUCUACAGACCCUAUUGAACCAUAGAAUCAGUGGCUUUGCUUUUAGCUGACGGCUUGAUAAUGUCUUGGAGCGAACAUUCUUCGGGACUUCUGGGAACUCUGUCCUUGCUGCUCAUCACGAUCGGCUGUGUGCGUGCACAGCAUCAGUCGCUGGCCAGUCGAUAUCAGAGGCCCCGAAUCGAAUCUUGGUUGUGGCAGGAGAGUACAACGUGAGUGGUAUCGACAUCGAUCCUUUGACUGGCGCCCAGCAGGAGCAACUCAUCAACAUAGACGCCGCGUAUUUCCACCCCGACUACCCGUACAGGUCUCAGGCGUCGCUGGUCCGAGUACUUCAGACAGCAAAGGCUGUGAACAGCAAUGGCACCGCUUUGCUCCACCUCAGCCGGCCAAUCACUGGAAGCUGCUCCGGAAUCGUAUGUCUGCCAACGGAAGAGGAAGCAGCCAAUGACUGUGCAUCUUACGAUCAGUGCGUUAUGCUUGGUUGGGGCUUCAACAAAGCUGACUUCACAGGGAUAGAUGAUAACCUUCUACUUGGCAAUAUCCAGCUCACAUCGAAGACUGCCUGCGACGUCCUGACUACCAAACUUGGCCUGACUGGAAUUCGCCCCGCGGGCUCCAUUUGCCAAAGCCCUCGGAGCACCAACACUGACAGUUGCCAGGGUGACGAAGGAGGCCCCAUCUUGUGCUCCAAUGGCGUGAACUGGGUUGUUCGUGGCGUCAUUCCCUUCAACUUGUGCAACAACGGCAGAUUUAACUUCUACGUCACAGAAGUGGCCUCUUCCCUCGACUGGAUCAAGAGAAUAACAAGGCUGCCUUAAGAUAAUGUCGUGAAUUGAAACUAAUCACAAUGUAUGGCUAAGUACAUCGAAAACUGCGAGGAAGUCUUUUGAUCUCUGAAUAUUUGGCAGGUGAUAGUCUCAUUUAUACAAUUCUGAAUUCGCAGUCUUUACUAUUGUUAUUGCCAAUAAACGAACGAAAGACAAAGCAAAAGAAAACUAAAAAAAGACGAACGAAAAGUCUCCCAUUUCAUACGCUGAAGCUCUAAGGCAGAAGGGAAAAUAAAUUUUGUUCUUGGUUUGCUGGAACAAACAUUAAAGUUAUAUGUGCAUGGAAA